This is a messenger RNA of Marmota monax (woodchuck), 1752 nucleotides long. It is a transcript of the gene Ddit4, whose product is annotated as DNA damage inducible transcript 4. The record is from RefSeq and is a predicted model, not a curated record. NCBI's taxonomy places the organism in Eukaryota, Metazoa, Chordata, Mammalia, Rodentia, Sciuridae. Gene Ontology annotation, molecular function: 14-3-3 protein binding. The transcript is spliced from 3 exons. Gene Ontology annotation, cellular component: cytoplasm. The coding region runs from base 218 to 904 and encodes 228 amino acids. Gene Ontology annotation, biological process: apoptotic process; negative regulation of TOR signaling; response to hypoxia.
CUGCGCUGGUGCUAGGGAUCUCAGCAGGCUAAGGGGGAGGUGCGAGUGGGUUGAAGGGACAGGUCUGGGCAGCGCUCGGUGGUUGGCACCAGUUCGCGCACCCAUUCAAGCGGCAGGACGCACUUGUCCCAGCAAUUCUCGCUGACCGCACUAGCUGCGGCUUCUGAGCUCCGGGAUACUGAGCACAUCAGCAAACGUCCUGGCGUCUGACCUCACCAUGCCUAGUCUUUGGGACCGCUUCUCGUCCUCCUCUUCUUCAUCCGCGUCUCGAACUCCCACCCCAGAUCGGCCGCUGCGCUCAGCCUGGGGGUCGGCGGCCCGAGAGGAGGGGCUAGACCGCUGCGCGAGCCUGGAGAGCUCGGACUGCGAGUCCCUGGACAGCAGUAACAGUGGCUUCGGGCCGGAGGAAGAUUCGGCAUACCUGGAUGGCGUGUCCCUUCCCGACUUCGAGCUGCUCAGCGACCCCGAGGAUGAGCACCUGUGUGCCAACCUGAUGCAGCUGCUGCAGGAGAGCCUGUCCCAGGCGCGACUGGGCUCUCGGCGCCCUGCUCGCCUGCUGAUGCCCGGCCAGCUGGUGACCCAGGUGGGCAAAGAACUACUGCGCCUGGCUUACAGCGAGCCUUGCGGCCUGCGGGGGGCACUGCUGGACGUCUGCGUAGAGCAAGGCAAGAGCUGCCACAGCGUGGGCCAGCUGGCUCUCGACCCCAGUCUGGUGCCCACCUUCCAGCUGACCCUCGUGCUGCGCCUGGACUCUCGCCUCUGGCCGAAGAUCCAGGGGCUCUUCAGCUCCGCCAACUCUCCCUUCGUCCCUGGCUUUAGCCAGUCCUUAACGCUGAGCACAGGCUUCAGAGUCAUCAAGAAAAAGCUGUACAGCUCAGAGCAGCUGCUCAUUGAGGAGUGUUGAACCUCGGCCUGGGUGAGGGGCACAGUGCCCCCCACGGCAGAGGCAACGGAACUUUUGGGGUUGGAGACCAGUAGGCAGGGGCUGAGGGACUGAUGCCUGUGUUAGAAGACUGACAACAGCCACCUGAGGGAAAGAGAUGGAGGUGGGGGACUAGUGUUUCCUGGGAAGCUCAUGGGGUCUUGCACAGGUGGCUCCCCAGUGGGGCAAAUGCCCCUCAGUACUGUAGCAUGAAACAAAGGCUUAGGGGCCAAUCAGGCUUCUGGCUGGAUGUGUAUGUAGCAUGUACCUUGUUAUUUUUAUUAUUACUGACAGUUAAAACAACAGUGGUGUGACAGAGGCAGGAGGGCAGCUGGGCUGCUCUGGCCUCUGAGGGUUGUGUGUUCAUGGUAGUGGACAGGAGGGAGGGGGGAGUUCAUGGAGGUGGUUUGUAUCAUGGUCUGAAGGGACCAAGUGUGUUUGUUGUAUUUUUUUUUUUUUAUCUUUUUGUUUCUCGGAUUGGAGCUUCACUACUGACCUGUUCUAGGCAGCUAUCUUACAGACGCAUGAAUGUAAGAGUAGGAAAAGCAGGUGUUGGGAUCACUUGAGAUCUUUGACACUUGAAGAAAAAAAUACACCUGGGAGCUGCGUCCACCCCAUCCCCACCCCAUUUCUGGAGAGUUGAACUGUGAGGGGAUGGGGCUGAGUGGAGCUGGGGGCUGGAACCCCCUCCCCCAGAGGAGUGCCAUCUGGGUCUUCCAUCUAGAACUGUUUACAUGAAGAUACUCACUGUUCAUGAAUACACUUGAUGUUCAAGUAUUAAGACCUAUGCAAUAUUUUUUACUUUUCUAAUAAACAUGUUUGUUAAAACA